GUUAUAUAAUAAACCGAACAUUUCCGCAUGAAGAAAAUGGCAGCCUCCAUGAAAGAGAAAAACAACAAAAAUAAAUUUUACGUUUAUUAACGCUAAUUAGACUCAUUUGAAUUAAAACUAAAAUAAUGAACCAGUUACGUAACCGAACGAUUUUAUCUGCAGGACGAUGUUAUCCCCUGUUUUCUCAGAUGAAAUGUUUUACAAAAAGUCUUCAGACAACAAGACACUUGAUCACAACACCUCUUUCCUUACCUGUGAAGAGAAGUUUUACAACAGAAACCAGUCGGAGGACUAUACCUAAAAAGUUUAAAAAGCCAUUGUUGCCAUUUGAAAUUGAAACUAAUGCUGUUAAUGAUAUUUUACUGUUUACUUAUCACAAAAAAGAACGCUUGGUCAAAUUGAUUUCAUUUGGUGGGCUAUUUUUAUGUUGUGUGCUUUUAAACAGUUCAGAACUGACUUACAGAUUCAUAGGUCAUUUUAAAACUGCACCUUCAGAUGAGGUAUACCCAUGGUAUUAUUGGUGGAAAUCCAUUAAUUUUGAUUCAAACAUUAUAAAGAUUGGGGCUGCAGGAUUUAUAGGAUGCUUUGCUUUUGUUGUUCUUGGUUUUUCACUUGCAUACCCUACACGAAUGGUACGUGAAAUAACACUACUGAAAGGAGGAGAGAAAAUUCUAUUGCAAACUUACAGACCGUUUGGCAUGGUAAAGGCACAAGAAGUAUCAUUAAAAGAUGUUUCAGCACUGUGGGGACCUAAAGAGGCAAAAAGUUACCUCCCCUUAAAAAUAAGAGGCAAAAAAUUUCCUCUGCUUGUGAGCCAGGAUGGACUAUAUCAUAACAAGACUCUUUUUGAUCAAACUGUUGGAUUAUACAGGUUUUAAAAGAAAUAAGGAACAAUUUUAUAGACACGUUGUUACUUCAGUCUUUUUACUUACUGUUCACAUUCACCUGCUUGUAUCAUAUGAAAUAUAUUUCCUGUAAAAAUGUUAUUCAGUUAGAACUUUUAACCCAAUUUAGUCAUUUUUUAGCCAGGGUGGAUUAUUAGUAAAGGUAGAUUGUCUUGCAUCUAUUGUCCACUAUUUACGCAAAAUCUCCCCUGAAAUUACGGGUUAAAAUUGCACCAAACUUGGUCUGUAACAUCCUAGCAAGGUCCUCUCUCAAAUGGUUCUGCUUGACUGCCUAUGUGGGCUGCAAGAGAUAGAAACAUUUUAGAAUUUAAAUACUUCUUAUGAACCGCUUGAUGGACCUUAACGAAACAUGGUCUAUAGCAUUGUUAAAAGGUCCUUGAUCAAAUUUGACCCAAUAGGGGCACUUUGCCCCGUGUAGGGGCUGCUAAAGCAAGAAACAGAAAUAUCUUUAAACAACUUCUUUAGCUUGACUAUUCGAAGAGUAGGUAGGGCUAUUGGACUCACCUGCACAUCGGCAUCCGAGUCCAUGUCCCGAUUUGGUUUAGUUUUUGUAAGUUAUAUGGUAUCUCAGAUACCAUUUGUGGCAAUGGAUGGACACUUGACUUGCACUGCACAGUUUCCAUUACUCAGUUUUGCUUUUUAUUCUAUGAAAUUAUGCUCCCUUAUUGACUCAACACUUUGGUUUAAUUUUGAGUGUAAGCUGGUACCAAGCAGCAAAUUUUUGUUUACAUGUAGUUUUGUAUGUAAGCUGGUAGCUUGGUACCCACAGAUUGGAAUAGAUUGAAACUUCACACAUUUGUCCACUGUGAUGAGCUGACAUGCAGUCUUCAGGUUCCAUACCUUUGUAUUGCAUUUUUAGCUAAGUGUUCAAGGUGAGGUAUUGUAACCGGUCAUUGUCUGUUGUGCAUCAUCCGUCGUCUGUCAACAUUUGCCUUGUGAACACUCUAGAGGCCAAAGUUGUGACCCAAUCUUUUUGAAACUUGGUCAGAAUGUUUGUCUUGAUGAUCUCUAGAUCAAGUUUGAAACUGGGUCAUAUGGGAUCAAAAAAUAGGUCAGUAAGCCAGAUCAUGUUUGUGAACACUCUAGAGGUCACAGUUGUGACACUUUAUGAAGUUUGGUCAGAAGACUCAGAACGUUUGUCUUGAUGAUCUCUUGGUCAAGUUCGAAUCUGGGUCAUGUGGGGUCAAAAACUAGGUCACCCGGUCAAAACAAAGGAAAAGCUUGUGAACACUCUAGAGGCCACAGUUGUAAAUCAAUCUUUAUGAAACUUGGUCAGAAUGUAUGUCUUGAUGAUUUCUAGGUUAAGGUCGAAACUGGGUCAUAUGGGGUCAAAAACUAGGUCAGUAGGCCAGAUCAAAGGAAAAUCUUGUUACAAUCCUGGAGACCACAAUUUAAGUUUGAAACUCAUGAGAAUUAGUCAGAAUGUUUGUCUUUAUGACAUCUAGGUCAAGUUCGAAUCUGGGUCAUGUAAGGGUAAAAAACUAGGUCAUCCCAUCAAAUCAAAGGAAAAGCUUGAUAACACUCCUGAGGCCACGUUUAUGACCCAAUCUUCAUAUCUGGGUUAAAAAACUAGGUCACCUGUUAAAAUGAAAGUAAAACCUUGUGCAUGCAUUAGGGGCUGCAUUUUUCAUUUGAUGUGCAUGAAACAGAAUGUUUGUCUGCAUAAAACUUGGAGAAAUUUUUAUGUUGGUCAUGUUGGGUCAAAAACAAGGUCACCAGGUCAAAUCAAAGAAUAAGCUUGUUUACCCCCUAGGUGGUACAUUUUUGAUUCUAUCUUCAUAAAACUUGGUCAGAAUAUUUUGUUAUCAUCAAAUCUCGAGUGAUUUCAAAUCUGGGUCAUGUGGGGUCAAAAACUUGGUCACUAGGUCAAAUCAAAGGAAAGGCUUGUAUAUACUCUAGAGGUCACUUUUUUUGCUCCAGUCUUCCCGAAACUUUGUCAGUGUUUUUUAAGAAAUUUUGGAGGUUUGAAUCUGGGUCAUGUGGAUUAAAAAACUAGGUCAGUAGAUCAAAUCAGAGAAAAUGCAUGUUUAUACUUAAGAGGCCACGGUUUUUGGUCCAAUUGUAAUGAAAAUUGGUCAGAAUAUUUGUCUCUAUGAAAUCACUAGGUAAAAUAUGUUUGCACCGUUAUGGUGCGUUUCUCAGGUGAGCGACCUAGGGCCACCUUGGCUCUCUUGUUACAAAAUUGUGCCCCUUUUUCAACUUUUAUAUAAAUUCAUUUGACAAGGCUUUUGGUUUCUGUCCUUCAACAGCUCUUGUACAGUCAACCACUUGCUGGAACUUUAACUCAUUCUGCAGCAUCACUAAAAGGUCAAAUGAGGGCACUCACUCCUUUUAAGGGCUACAGGGACUAAGAAUAGUAAUACCUUUUUUAUGUACCACUUGAUUUGUCUACAUCAAACAGUCUGCAGUCUCAGUUUAAGGACUUCAUCCAAUUUAAUUCUUGGGUGCCCCAUUUAGGGGUUGUUAAGAGCUAAAACAGAAAUACCUUUAAAUAGCUUCAUUUCACAAAUCUCUUUGUCCGACUUAAUCAGUAAGAUCAUAAAGUCUUCUACCAAUUUUUCAUAUACGUGGGCACUGGGUCCCUAGUGCUAAAAUCUAAGUACAAAAUGACUUCUUUUCAUGAAUGCAUUGAUGGAUCUUUAUCAAACUUGGUAUGAAGCACCACUGUAUGGUUAUCUGUCAAUGUUUUUCAAAUGUUGAGACCUGUCCUCUUUUCGAGGCCACUGGUGUUGAAGAUGGAAAAGCUUUGAAAGGACUUCUCAUGAACAGCAUUAUGUUGAUCUUCAUCAAACUUGGUCUGUAGUAUCAUUAUGUCCUCUUUCAAUAGGAGCUGCACAAGUGAAAAAAGAAAUACCUUUAAACAACUUCUACUCAUAAACCGUUUGUUGUAUCUUCAUCAGACUUGUCUGGUAGGGUCAAUUUAGGUCUUCUCUCAAAUUUUUCAUAUCUCGGGGCUCCUCAAGGGGUCUCUAGAACUAAAGAUGCAAAAGCUUUUACCACUUAUCUCGUGAACUGCUUGAUGGAUCUUCCAUCAGACUUUGGUCUGUAGCAUCAUUUAUAAGGUCUUCUCUCAAAUUUGUUAAAAUGUGGACACCUGGACCCUUUAUGCGUCUGCUUAGAGAUAAAGAUAUAAAAAUGUUUAAACAACUUUAUCAUUUUGUGAACAUUAUUGGUCUUGAUCUGUAGCAUUGUUGCAAAUUUAUUGAAUUGGGGAUAUCUAAUACUUUUAAUUGGCUGAAAUGUUUGAGUAAUUCAGGUGGUGUGUCAACAAAUAACAGGCUUGACAUUUUUGGGCUUUAACAUUUUAGUAUUUAAAUGGGAACACUUGGUCCCUUUUAGGGGUGGCUAUAGCUAAAAGUAGAAACACCCUAAAACAACUUCUCAUGAUCGGCUUAAUGGACCAUCAUACAACUUAGUCUGUAGCAUCAUCACAAGGUCCACUAUUAAUUUUGUUUACAUGGGGGCAUUUUCCUAUUUUUAAAGAGGCACUUAAGCUGAAAGUAGAAAUGCCAUUAUGUGAAGCACUUGAUCUUCAUCAAACUUGAUUCUGUAACAUUCUUAUCAAGUCCUCAAAAGUUAUUCCAAUGGGGCCACUGGCCCCCUUUAAGCAGACACUAGAGCUAUAAGUGGUAAUAUCCUUAGACUUUUUCCCUUGAAUUGCUUGGUAAAUCUUCAUUUUACAUGGGAAUAUAGUGUCCUUGUAAUGUCCUCUCUCAAAUUUGUUCACUUUGGGCACUUCGCUUGUACUAUACAUAUGAUUCAGUAUGUCAUAGAUAUAUCAGGUUGAACAGUCAAUGUGAACUGAGCAACUUAGGGCUACCAUGGCUCUCUUUUCCAUAGCUGUGAUAUCUAAAUGAAGAUUUUAUUCAACUUUAGAGAUGAUCAUGUCUUUCAUUUCCACAUAUCCAUACAUGUAAAUCAAAUCAAACUAGUUUCUUUUUAUGUAGAUUUUAUCACUGAAAGAGCUUUCUAAUUAGAUAUGAUAGAGGUUAUUGGUAAAUAAUUUACAACUAUUACUAGUAUUAUGAUGUACACCAAUAUGAACUGAAUAUUCAUCUUCCAUAUAUGGCAGAUAUUUCAUUUAAUUUGUAUCCAGAUAUUUUGAUUUUCAUUUAUGAUUUAUUAAAUUUGAAAUGGUAA
Messenger RNA from Mercenaria mercenaria, 5045 nucleotides. Its product is annotated as transmembrane protein 223-like. Gene Ontology annotation, cellular component: mitochondrion. Lineage: Eukaryota; Metazoa; Mollusca; Bivalvia; Venerida; Veneridae. The record is from RefSeq and is a predicted model, not a curated record. Gene Ontology annotation, biological process: nervous system development. The transcript is spliced from 2 exons. The coding region runs from base 126 to 878 and encodes 250 amino acids.